This is a messenger RNA of Triticum urartu, 667 nucleotides long. RefSeq lists its product as uncharacterized. NCBI's taxonomy places the organism in Eukaryota, Viridiplantae, Streptophyta, Magnoliopsida, Poales, Poaceae. The record is from RefSeq and is a predicted model, not a curated record.
ACGACAACCUAAUUAACGAAGAUUGCUAGCAGCUAGCCAUGGCGGAGAGGGAGGGAGCGGUGGUGAAGAAGGGGCAUGAGGAGGGCCUGAAGCUGGCGGCGUCGCUGCUGGAGGAGUUCGGGCUGCCCCUGGGCCUGCUGCCGCUGGCGGACGUGAUCGAGGUCGGCUUCGUGCGGGCCACCGGCUACAUGUGGAUCGCGCAGCAGAAGAAGGUGGAGCACCGCUUCAAGAUAGUGAGCAAGCAGGUGAGCUAUGACGUGGAGAUCACCGGCUACGUCAAGCCCAAGUGCAUCAAGAAGCUCAAGGGCGUCAAGGCCAAGGAGCUCAUGCUGUGGCCGCCGGUCAACGAGAUCACCGUCGAUGACCCGCCCACCGGCAAGAUCGUCUUCAGGAGCCUCGCCGGCGUCACCAAGACCUUCCCCGUCGAGGCCUUCGCCGCGGGCCAGUAGGCGCGCCCGGGCCGCAGCAUUUCCGUAUUUAUACCGCGGCUUUGGCUUCGUUGAAGACUACUACUACUACCUGGCGCCGGGGUACUGGCUACUGAAGCGGCUGCAUUCGUUUAAUUUCGCGAGUUUGAUGUUCUCAAGGCUACGACCAAGCCUUGUACUAUCGUAUCGUUACAAGUGUGUCAGUGUCAGCGUUGUACUUUCAACCGUGCUUAUAAACG